Histoplasma mississippiense is the source of this 2049-nucleotide messenger RNA. RefSeq lists its product with no specific name. The record is from RefSeq and is a predicted model, not a curated record. Bases 1 to 2049 code for a protein of 682 amino acids. The transcript is spliced from 2 exons. Lineage: Eukaryota; Fungi; Ascomycota; Eurotiomycetes; Onygenales; Ajellomycetaceae.
AUGGGUGGUGCGCUCUCCACUGAUGACCCGGAGCAGAGAGCUUCCUCAGUGGAGGAGCUGAACCAACGCUUGGCUCACCGAUUCGCAGCCAAAUGCUUCGAACCGCUAGAACUGACCCAUCUGAAAGAGAAUUUCUUUUCCAGAGCUCUAGACCAGCAUGGCAUUCGUUAUUGGAAUGAAGAAAUAUUAUCAGAGUUUUUGGGUAUCCCCGACGGUGCGGGUUCGGCAGCAGCUGCAACCAGCGAUGGGUCACUCGAUGCAGGACCGGUCAUCUUCCGUAUGGUCUCCUAUCUCGGCGCAUUUCCAUUCCAAAACACCAUGGCACCAACAGUAUUGACGUUCGAGUCAAUGGUUAAAGUGGUUGUGCUGCUUACUGAGAGAUAUGGGAAAGUCCUGAAGCGAGGGAAGAAGGAUCGGAUUAAACUACUUUUCGGUAGCCUCGCGGAUGUUGGACGAAGGGAUAUUAUCACGCAAUUGAAAGAAGCCACAGAGGACUCGUUGGAAUCGAUUGGUCCCUUCGAUCCUAAAAGUGCAAGUCCCUCCACUCAUAAUACAGGGUUCUUAGUGGAUCAACCUCUUAACGAUGAGGACGAGGAGGACGAUGAUGAUCUAGCUAUUGCAGCCUUGGAAUCUCUUGAUGCGAUUGAAGUAUUCAAACACGACCAACGCAUUGAUAAAACCGUCUACGAGUCAAAGAUUUCGCUUACUACCUUUCGACGACUUCUAACGUUACUUCUUGUUACGGCGCCACUACGGCCGCUAGGAAGAGUGUCAAAGUUCACAACAGGAUUGAGCAAACCUUCACUAGACGCUGUACAUGAACAGGUGGACAGUAUUCUUGCGGCGUUAGAACCUGGAGAAGCAAGCGAUGGCAUUGGAUAUAAAUCGUUCUCCAAGCUGGUAUCGACGUCACUCCCGUAUCUUUUUGACCCCUUAACUCCCUUGUUUGAGCAUCUACUUUUCAGCAAAAAUCUCGAUCUAUCACGGAAACGUGACUCUCAAACUACCAAUGGCCUGACGAACAAGCCCGUCCCAACCCCUCCUUCAACCCCUCCAAUCUCUCCUCCCUUAUCGCCUGUCAUUUCAACUGGAGGUUUCGACUCACGUAUUCUAAAUCCUGCCGUACUAUCCCACCUCUCCUUUUUCGUUUCAACCAAUGUUCACAUACCAAAUAUAUUCCGCAAUCGCACUCACCUCCACCCAGUUUUUUCAUCGACAGAACACGGUGAAUCCUUAACAUCCUUCUCCCACCACGUCAUGACCUGGCAAGCCCCGUCAAUCCUGUUAGUCAGAGGAGCGGUGGUCUCCGAAUCCAGCGAAGAACAAUUGACCACGAUCGGUGCUUACCUCCCACAACCCUGGAAACAAACCUCGUCAUAUUCCUCACGCCGAUCAUCCGAAGUUCCUGAUCCAUCAACCCUCCCUUGUCUCUUCGAGCUGUCUCCAGUCCACACUGUGCUCCAAGGCUCGCCAUCCUUCUCAUCGCUAAAACCUAACAUGCCGGUGAGCCACUUCUCAACUAAAACCGGCAUAGCAAUCGGCUGCGUGAUUCCACCGUCAUCCCGAAAGUCCCUUGGAAGUGAUCUCCACCCUAAACCUGCCGGUGGCGGCAGCCUCCUCAUCGACUCCGCCCUGGAAAACGCCACUUUCAUAGUCUCCAACGGCCUCAACGGCCCAGGCGUAUUCCUCCCCCCUGGCAUCUCUCCUGUGCUAUCUUCGACGUCCCUAACAGCAUCGGUAGCAUCUAUGUCUUCCUCUAAUCAAAACAUUACAAAGUCCAUAUCCAUUUAUAAUCUUGAAGUGUGGGGCAUCAUCCCCUCCACCUCCCUCGCAACCCAACUCGAUGGCUCCGGGUCCCCCAUCGAGAAACGGGACGCGAUUUCCUUGCAGCGCGCUCAAUGGGAUUUCGAAGCGCGCGAGGCGGAACGCCGACAGGCGAUUAAUAUGAAAGUGGGUGGUGGGGAGGCGGACGUACCUACUGGUAGAGCGUUACUGGAGAUGGCGGGGAUUAUUGGCGAUUCAUAUUAUUCGGGACACCACCGUCAUUGA